AUGUCUCGUUUUGAUAGAGGCAGGAAUCUAGUCGAAGUAGAGCAACGUAAUGCAUCUUUGACUUCAAUUCCUAAUAGUCUGAUCAAUUCCAAGCGCUUGAAGAACAGAAGUGAAUCAUUUUUUUUCACUACGUCAAGAGAGUCUAUUCCACCAAAUCGAUCUGUCACUACAUCUGCUAUCGAACCGACUAAAACUGGAAUAACGGAUGACAAAGAUUAUCAGAUUGCGUUAGAGAUCUUCAACUUUCGGUACAAGAAGAUCGACUAUAAGGAGUAUGCUAAUUUUUUAGGAACAUCAAAAAACAAUAAAAUAUUGAAAUAUUAUAUUAACUUAUUAGAGCCUUUCCCACAUUCAUUACUUGCUUUAUUAGAAAAAUUAUCAGAAAGGAUAUAUUUCAUUGCAGAGGCUCAGAAUAUUGAUAGAAUCUUAGAAGAAGUAUCGAUUCAGUACAUUAAUUUUUUCACAAAUGUGGAUUCUCAACCCAAUGUUAUUGGAUUAUGGCACUUUAAUUAUAAAAUUGUUCAUAUUACACUAUUUUCUUUGCUGUUGAUGAACUCAGAUUUACAUAAUGAAGAAAAUGUUAAACACCAACAAAAAAAUAAAGUAUCUCAAUAUUCCGUUGAUACAUUCCUCGAUAAUACAAUUUAUGCGAUUAAGAAAGAAUAUUUUCCAGAUGCACCAAAUAGAGAAAUAGACUCUUUGAACUUACCUAACCAAGAUGAACUUGUAUCAGAGUUAACCUCAUAUUUUGAAUUAAAUAAGAAUAAACCAUUGAGUCUAUUUUCAAAAGAUGGUAACAAAGGAGAAGGAGGAGGAGGUAAAAAUAAGAAUUCAAAAAAGAAAUUGGAGAAAGAAUACACAAGUAUCUCUGGUGGGAAUAAUAGCUUGACCGUAAAAGGAUCUUCUACAAAUAACAGGGGAACAAGAUCGAGAAGAUCAUCAAUAUAUUCCUUAUCACACACACGAUCACCAAGUUUACAUAGUGUUAAUUCAGCAUUUUCAUCAAAAACAACUGCGACCUCAAACUCCUAUGGUAAUCAAACUAGUGAUUUCGAUAUUGCCAAUACUAGUGCAGAUUGGAAAUUUCAUAAUAAUAUUCCUUUGUCAAAUUUAUUUCAUCCUGAACCUUUCGACUCUGAGUUCAUGCAUGAAAAUUUCACAUAUUGGUUUAUGGAUGGUAUCAUUAUGAUUGCCAGCAAUUCAAAUCAUAAUAAAAAAUUGAAUAGGAUUUAUAAUAAUAACAGCAAUAACAGCAAUAGCAACACAGAUGAAGCAUCUAUGAGGAGAUUAACAUCAAGCUCUUCACUUAACAGCUUGGCUACAUCUACUGAUAAAAAAAAUCGAGAUAAAUCAAAAUUUAAGAGUCCGCAAAAAUUGCUCUUUAAAUUUUUAAGGAAAAGCAAGAAACCAACGAUAUUCGAUGAAGCUAUUACUCCUUCUGCUUUCUUGAAUGAAAAAUCAACAUGGAGCAGAGCAAAAGUACAGAUAUCUGAAGGUAGGAUAUUUAUAUUCAAACUGCAUCAUAUGCUAAACAUAUCCACUACUAACUUAUUGAAGAUUGGAGACAUUGAAGAGUUCAAAAAGUUAAGUUCAUCCUACGUUGUUCAUAAUUUAUUCAAUGUAUUGGCCGAAUUAGUGCAAGAGAAUGUGGUCAUUGGACAAUCACCAAAUUCGAGUAACAUUGUGGAAGCAAGAGGUAAUUUCAUGAUUUCCAUUCCAAAUCCGCUUGGCAAGUGCAAAUUGCUUGUAUUAGAAUUCCAAACGGAUACUGUUGAAGAAGCCCAAUUAUACGUUGAAACUAUAAACUUUUGGGCUGCCAGGUUGACACCCGUACCCUCUGCCCAGUUUGAAUUGGUUUCCAAUGAGGAAUACGGUUGGAGUUCCUUAUUAUUAUCAAAUCCACAAAAAAUCAACAAGGUCCCAAGCAUUUCAACAUGGGCUCCAUUACUUACCUCCGAUCUGCUCUGCACUGAAGAUGAUUCCAUAAUCGAUGAAAGUCCAUUACAAGAACGAAUAGACCAGUUGACUAAAUUCACAACGGAGUUAGAACAAUUGCUGGAUGAACAUAACAAUAACAAGCCCAAAAUAAUACAGAUUUGGAGCAACACACCUUCUUUUGACAAAAUCAUGGACAAUUGGAAUCAUAGAUACCUUUUCUUAAACAAGCAAUUCGAGAAGCAGAGCAUCUACUUAAAGGCAUUAAACAAAGCUAAAGAAAUAAUACCCAAUUGA
Molecule: messenger RNA, 2232 nt
Organism: Tetrapisispora phaffii CBS 4417
Lineage: Eukaryota; Fungi; Ascomycota; Saccharomycetes; Saccharomycetales; Saccharomycetaceae
Gene: YEL1
Product: Arf family guanine nucleotide exchange factor YEL1
Exons: 1
Coding region: 1-2232 (743 amino acids)
Biological process (GO): regulation of ARF protein signal transduction
Molecular function (GO): guanyl-nucleotide exchange factor activity
Source: RefSeq, a predicted model, not a curated record